Messenger RNA from Pocillopora meandrina, 1641 nucleotides. Lineage: Eukaryota; Metazoa; Cnidaria; Anthozoa; Scleractinia; Pocilloporidae. The record is from the annotation of a GenBank genome assembly.
AUGAAUUCUGUUCUCGAUUCUUCCGAGGAGAAAACAAAUGGCACAAAACUUUUACGACUGGUAAUCGAUGGAGGCACAACCGUCUUGAGAGAGUAUUUAAAGAAAUCCACCUGUCCAACACUGCAAGACGUGCUCCUCAAACACAAGGGAAGGCUUGCUUACCUGAAGUCACUUAAAAAGAACAUACUUACCGAUGAUCAGUGGAAGAAGUUAUUUCCUUCUAGCGGUGUUCCACCAAACCCUCUAACAUUUGACAUAAGUCUUUUGCAUCUCUUACUACGGGAAGUUUGUGGUUUGACUGCACCAGCUAAAGGAUGGCACGAAAUGCCUCCAGAUACUGAACUCAGCAAAGAAGCUCACAUCGUCCGGAUUAAGUUCCUUCGAAAUGAGCUGUGUCAUGGAAUAUCCACCAGUAUUCCAAAUGACAAAUUCCAAGAGAAAUUGCAGACGAUUGCCCAAUCAUUGGUGGCGUUGGGACUUGAUCAGAAGGAAGUAGAUCGCCUUGCAACUGAACCUAUUGAUCACGACACUGAACGUCGAGUAAGCGAGGAAGUAGAGAAGUGGAAAAUGGAAUUUGAACCACGGUUAAACAAGCUAGAGAAUGACAUUUCUGCUAUUCAAGCUUCUAUUUCAGGGCAAGCCACAAGUAGCCUCUCAAACUGUCUUCCGGAUAAAAAUAAUGUCGUUGGCCGGUCCGAAGAGGUAGAAAAAAUCAUCGUUGCAAUUCGAACUGAACGUGCAGCUGCAGCUCUUGUUACUGGGGGACCUGGCUUUGGUAAAACAGCAGUAGCAAUUGAAGUGGGCCACGAAUUGGCAUCCAACGAGAAUGAAGAGAGGACAGUUUUGUUUUGUUCACUCAGAUCUAAAGCAGCCAUUGCUGAAGUAGCUACCUCGAUGAUCCUUCCGUGCAGUACAAACCUCUCUCCACCACCAGAACAUCCCCAACAUUGGCUCCGAAAUUGGAGCAAACAACAGCAGAAGAAAGUUUCUUUCAUUCUGGACAACGCAGAUGAUGUUCUCGAAUCAGAUGAUCGAGCUGCAUUUGUAUCCAUUUUAAAGGACAUGAGAACUCUUUCAAACGGUAAGAUCUCAUUUGUUAUCACUUCUCGAAGAGUAUUUCAAUUAGACCUCAACUUGCGAAUGGAAUGUGUGAGAUUGAGAACACUAUCCCGUGAGCACGCACAGGAACUCCUCAUGUCCAAAGUCCUUGAUCCAGAUGUGAAACAAGGGCUCUCCAAGACAGAUAAAUUGGUUCAACUUUGCGGUCGUGUACCCUUAGCCUUAUGCAUCAUAAGUUCGUUGCUUUCAGACUAUUCUGAAGAUCAGCUCAUUGAACGCCUUGAGGAAAAGCCAUUGGAUGUUCUCAAAGAGGAUGAAAGUGAUGAAAAUUCUGUUGAAAAAGCAAUUCACACUUCUUUCAACUUUUUGAAUGAAGAUAAACAAAAGGCUCUGGUAAUUCUGUCAGUUUUUCCAGGCUCAUUCAGUAAUGUUGCUGCCCAAGCUGUUAUUAAGGAAGUUGGUUGUCAAGAUGAUCCUGGAUUAAUUCUCCGUUCCUUGAAAGACAGGUCACUUAUUGAGAAACCUGCCCAAUACAGAUAUCAAAUCCAUCCAUUCAUUCAAAAAUUUGCAAAGAAGGAUUGA